UGAAAAUUUUUUAACAAAAUAUAUCUUAAUAUCAAUUCAAUGAGUCCUUUGCCUUUCCCAUAUGGCAUAAAUUAAUAUCAUCAUCAUCAAUUCAAUUAGAUAAUAAAAAUGGGUUGUAUGCUAAGGAGCGAUCUUAUGUCUUUGUGUGAAAUAUUUAUUCAGCCAGAAUGCGCGUUCGAGGUAUUAUCUCGAUUGGGAGAAACGGGAAACGUUCAAUUUCUCGACAUGACACCGGAUGUCAAAGCCUUUAACCGGAGUUACAUAAUGGAGCUAUGUGGCUGCGUCGAAAUGGAACGUAAACUAAUAUAUAUGCAAGGAGAGAUGAUGAAGGAUAACAUCGAUAUUCCCCCAUUGGAAGUGGAGCCACAGGCACUGCCAUUGAACGAAAUGAAGUCCCUUGAUAAUUUGCUAGAAAAAUGGGAGAGUGAAGUGCAGGAUUUGUCUGACAACCAAGUGGCUCUUCUUAAGAAUUAUUUGGAAUUAAGCGAGAUGUAUUAUGUUUUAACGCAUAUUGGAAAUUUACUUGGUGAUACCGAGCUCACUUCUGAAUCGUUGUUUGGAAAGGCCUCAUCAGCAGGUGACGGAUCCGCCGGUCACCUCACAGUUAUGUGCGGUGUGGUUCAAAGGAGCAGGUGCUUUCCUUUUGAAAUGAUGUUGUGGAGAGUUUCCCGAGGAAAUAUUUAUUAUCGACAAGCUGCUGACGAUGCCUUCCUGCAAGAUCCACAGACUGGUCAAGAGCUACGUAAGGUAGCUUUUUUAGCAGUCUUUCAAGGCGAAGCUUUGAGUAGCCGCAUGGAAAAAGUAUGCAAUGGAUUCAGAGUUAACGUCUACUCCUGCCCAGAGACAAUUGACGAGAGGAUGGAUAUGCUUCAUAAACUUGACGUUCGCAUUGGAGACUUAGAAAAAGUUAUUAGAAAGACAAAAUAUCAUCGAUGUAAAGCGUUAGUGACAAUUGCAAAACAAUAUAGUACGUGGAUAGCUCAAAUAAAAAAAGCGAAGGCGAUAUAUCAUACUAUGAAUAUGUUUACUCUUGAUAUUACAAGAAGGUGUCUUAUUGGUCAAUGUUGGGUCCCUGAUUUAGAUUUGCCCAUUGUAAAAGAAGUACUGGAAACCUGCUCGGAAGAAAUGGAAUCAAACGUUCCUUCAUUUAUAUCAAAAAUAGAAACAUCACUGACUCCUCCAACUUAUCACCGAACGAACAAAUUUACAAGAGGUUUUCAAGCACUUAUUAAUGCCUACGGUGAUUCUACGUAUGGAGAGCUUAAUCCAGGACUAUACACUGUUAUAACGUUCCCGUUCCUCUUCUCUGUGAUGUUUGGGGAUGUUUGUCACGGUAUGAUCCUACUUGCAUUUGGCGCGUGGAUGGUUAAAUCCGAAAAAAAGUUUUUAGGAAAGCCGUCUACUAAUGAAAUUUGGAAUAUUUUUUUCGGCGGCCGGUAUGUAAUUCUGCUAAUGGGUGUGUUCACGCUCUUCACUGGUUUUCUAUACAACGAGUAUUUCUCGAAACCUAUCACUUUAAUGACGCCUUACUGGAAGAAUACAUUUACGCGCGAGGAAAUAGAGAAAAAUCAAUAUAUUACUCUAAACCCAGUUUUUGAGACUAAUAGCCCAUAUAUCUUUGGUGUGGAUCCCAUUUGGAAGCUGGCAAAAAAUAAAAUUAUGGCUUUGAACUCACUCAAGAUGAAACUGUCUAUUAUAAUAGGAAUUGUCCAUAUGAUAUUUGGUUUAUCGCUGAGUCUUUUUAACCAUCUCUAUUUCAAACGGCACUAUGCAAUUUAUUUGGAGUUCAUACCGCAGAUGUUAUUUUUGUGUGGUCUCUUUUUAUGGUUGGUUAUUCUGAUGUAUAUGAAGUGGUUCUUAUACAGCGGAAAAACAACCGACUUAAAAACUGGUGCAGGUUGUGCUCCACUUAUCCUUAUAUUGUUUAUCGAUAUGGUGCUUGCAUCGACUUCAAAGCCUGUAGAGGAAGAUUGUGAUGCUUAUAUGUUUGAGGGCCAGGAAGGAUUACAGUCCAUUCUUGUUUUGGUUUCCUUGGUUUGUGUUCCUAUUUUGCUGUUUGGAUCCCCAGUAUACCUUAAUAGAUACAACAAGAAGAGAAAAGAAGAAGCACUGAAGAAAAUAAGCAACUUUCGAAAAUACCAACGCAUUGAUUCCGAUAAAAAAGAAGAACAAUCAAUUCUAGAUGAGAUUGAGAAGUAUUCAACUUCUUUUGGAGAAUUGAUGAUACAUCAAGCUGUUCAUACAAUUGAGUUUGUUCUUAGUACAAUCUCGCAUACCGCCUCAUAUCUGCGUCUAUGGGCGUUGUCAUUAGCCCACGAACAACUAUCAGAAAUGCUGUGGGUGAUGAUUUUCGCAAAAUUAGCACUUCGCGAUACAAGUUCUAUGGGUCCGAUAAAAAUAUUUUUCAUAUUUGCUAUCUGGGCUGUAUUCACGUUGUCAAUUUUGGUAAUCAUGGAAGGUUUAUCGGCUUUUCUUCACACACUCAGGCUGCACUGGGUUGAAUUUAUGAGCAAGUUUUACCAUGGUGGAGGCUAUCCUUUUAAGCCUUUUAACUUUCGUUCCAUAUUAUCUGGCGAUGCUAAAGAUGACAAAGAAGGCAUUUGUAAGAGGAGAGCGAAAACUGAAUAUUAAGUGCCCUAGUUUGUCCUAGGAGUUUUAAGGAAGUCAUUAUUUUAUGUUUACGUUAAGAUUAUAAUAAAAUACAUUUUAGUUUUCUUUUAUAAUAAGCCUAUUUUAAAAGCUUUAUGAAAUAUUAAUUAGAUUUA
Messenger RNA from Pieris napi, 2765 nucleotides. Its product is annotated as V-type proton ATPase 116 kDa subunit a 1-like. The transcript has 15 exons. Gene Ontology annotation, molecular function: ATPase binding; proton-transporting ATPase activity, rotational mechanism. Gene Ontology annotation, cellular component: vacuolar proton-transporting V-type ATPase, V0 domain; vacuolar proton-transporting V-type ATPase complex; plasma membrane. NCBI's taxonomy places the organism in Eukaryota, Metazoa, Arthropoda, Insecta, Lepidoptera, Pieridae. Gene Ontology annotation, biological process: vacuolar acidification; proton transmembrane transport. The coding region runs from base 109 to 2631 and encodes 840 amino acids. The record is from RefSeq and is a predicted model, not a curated record.